Rhizoctonia solani is the source of this 1683-nucleotide messenger RNA. Its product is annotated as Fungal specific transcription factor domain. Lineage: Eukaryota; Fungi; Basidiomycota; Agaricomycetes; Cantharellales; Ceratobasidiaceae. The transcript is spliced from 6 exons. Bases 1 to 1683 code for a protein of 560 amino acids. The record is from RefSeq and is a predicted model, not a curated record.
AUGCAUACCAAAUUAACCGGGAUGAGUAACAAUGCAAUCGUGACCACAAAAUACCUACUGUCCUCGUUGAACAAUGUAGUUGAAGAAUUGAGUGUUGGCCCACAACAUCGUUCAUUUGUCUCUACCGAUCCAGAGAAAUCUAUUACCACUCUGAGCAUAGGAUUCGAUGAGAGGGAAGAAGAACUUCCUCAGAGGUCACCCUCACUUAGCAUGUGCGGCACGCAAGACCCAAGCAACAUACAGGAACUGGCGGAAACAAACUCCCAUAAUCGAAAACCCCAUUCAAUGACACCAGGUCAAGCAAGUCUUUUUGAUGCCUUGCUUAGUCUCGCAAAACAAGACGAAGAUCACGAUUCCUCGACUGUGCCUUCCCAUACAGUUACUCAAACAAAUCUAGCGUGUUCUCCCAUCGAGUCAAAACCAGAUAAACAUGGCAACGAAUGCAGUGUUUCCGGAAAUUCCAAAGCUUCGGACGAUGUGAAUAAUAAUUUCACAAGGAUGAUAUCCUUGGAUCGGAAUGUUGAAAGCAACACGUUGCCAUUUAUCCUAAAUGCGUACGCAUUUUGGGCUACACAAAUGAUGUUCGAUCCCCUUCGGGUUAUCCAGAUAGGGCGUACAUAUGUCUUUCGUCAAUAUGAAGCCUCAGAAUCGGCGAGAUGGAAGUUGAAGCUAGUCUCAGAUUUCACGUGGGCUGCUGGGAGUAGCACCAUAUAUGAUCUUGAUGACCUACCGAGUUUUACCGUCUUCCAGACUCACAUGUGUCAGCAAUUCCUGGCAGCCACUACUAACUAUUCACGCGGAACCCUGGAUCAACCCACUGCUGCUGACAUAUUUAUCUUCGGGCACGAGCUCUUUUCAAUGGCGUUCAAAUACUUGCCACUAUCGAAUAUCCUAUCGCUCAUGCAACUCAGUGCUCCCAUCUUUCGUCGUGCAUGCCCGGGCCCCCAAGAUGAGUUUGUGCACCUGCCGAGCUUAUUACUUCAAAGUAAUCUAUCGCUCCGAUACUUUGCCACAUUCGACAUUUUGAUGAGCGUCAUCAUGAAUCGCCCCAUGUUCUUCCGAUACGACGUUGCAUUCACACAAGAUGUACCCGAAUCCAAAAUGCACAUUCAGGAUUACCUUGGGAUGCAAUGGUUUUAUGGCGUCCCCGAUAGAUUGGUAAUAACCCUGGCUCGAAUGAAUGCUCUACGAGAAGACUGUGGUGAUUGCGUUGAUACAGCAACAAUCCGAGAGCUGGAAUUGGAGAUUGCGGGCUUCCGACCCGUACUGGGGCUAUCAGAGGAGCCAUCGUUGCUAGUGAGCAGGCUUGUCGUACAGGAAUGUUGGCGCCAGGCCGCAUACAUUUACUUAUACAUGGGUCUAUGUGGAGCAGAAUCUAUCGAUUCUAGAGUCAGGCUUGCACAAGCGAGGUUUAUGGAACUCUUCCGGGGAGUAAAGCCGGGGAGGAACCCCGAUGUGUUUUUGAUUCUUCCAAUCAUCAUGUUAGGCGUAGCCACACACUCGGUAGAAGAACAAGACGCGAUCCACCAACGUAUGAUGAAUCAACCCGAGUGUUCGCGUCGGCCCACUUCAGGGAACGAUAUCAUAAAAAUACUGAACGAGAUAUGGUCGCGACCAAAACGUCUGGGUCCAGUGGUAUGGCAUGACCUUCGACUGGCAUGCUUGCGUGUCGUUGGUAUGUAA